Messenger RNA from Neogale vison (American mink), 2393 nucleotides. Its product is annotated as putative caspase-16. Lineage: Eukaryota; Metazoa; Chordata; Mammalia; Carnivora; Mustelidae. Bases 698 to 1597 code for a protein of 299 amino acids. Gene Ontology annotation, biological process: proteolysis. The transcript has 10 exons. The record is from RefSeq and is a predicted model, not a curated record. Gene Ontology annotation, molecular function: cysteine-type endopeptidase activity.
CUGAGCCGCUGCAGGGCCCUGUGGGGCUGCCCCAAAGUUUUCCUGCUGCUCUCUACGACUCCUGGGGCUGCCCCUGAGCCCGGAGCCUUCCUCACUGGCCUGAGCCAGCUCUGUGGCCGAUUUCCUCACUGGUCUCUGCUGCAGCUGCUGACGGAGGUCUUCUACAGGACAGUCAAAGAGUCAGAGGCCUCCUACUGCCCAGUCCUCCGGAGCUCCUUGAGGGGCGCACUGUGCCUGGGGGAUGUGGAACCCUGGGAGCCCCAGUCAGAACCCAGCCCCAGCACUCACUAUGAACUGUCUGGGACCAGAGCCGCCCUCCUGCUGUCCGUGAUCCAUGGCCGGCCCGGGGCCCAGCAUGAUGUGGAGGCGCUGGGGGGCCUGUGUCAGGCCCUGAACUUCAAGACCACCCUCAGGACAGACCCUACGGCCCAGGUGAGGCGAAGGCCAGAGCUCUGGUAGGGCUUUGAAGGAAGCUCCCCACUCCACCCCAGGACCCAAGCGACUCUGCGGGGCUUCUCACCGGCUCUGGCUUCCAUCCUUCCUGCUACAUGUGUGGGGAGCUUGCCUCCUGGGCUUCAGCAGUGUCCCCCGCUGUUUCUCCACUCCUCUGCUCCAGGCCCCAGCAGGACCCUCCAGCUUUUCCUUCGAGGGUCUCAGCUUCCUUCCCAGACACCUGUCAGCUCAUUGCUCUCCCCUCAUGCCUCUUUCCUUUGUGGAGCAUUUUCCCUGCCCUGGCCAAAGACCCAGCUGCAAGAGGCUAGACCACAUGAUUCUUCCAAUUAGGCCAUGCCAGGCUUUCCAGGAGGAGAUGGCCCAGUUCCGAGAGGGCCUAGAUGCCCACGGGGUCCCGGUGAGCUGUGCCCUUGUGGCCCUCAUGGCCCAUGGGGGGCCACAGGGCCAGCUGCUGGGGGCUGACGGGCAGGAGGUCCAGCCAGAGGCACUGGUGCAGGAGCUGAGCCGCUGCAGGGCCCUGUGGGGCUGCCCCAAGAUUUUCCUGCUUCAGGCUUGCCGUGGGGGGCAGAGGGACACCGGUGUGGGGCCCACAGCUCUCCCCUGGUUCCGGCGCUGGCUGCAGGCAUCACCAACCACCCCCUCACAUGCCGAUGUCCUCCAGAUCUAUGCUGAUGCCCAAGGCCCCACUCCAGGGAGAUCUGACCAAGCAGACAUCCUGAUGGUCUACGCAGCUGCAGAGGGCUGUGUAGCCUAUCGGGAUGAUGAGAAGGGCUCGGACUUUAUCCAGACUCUGGUGGAGGUCCUCAGAGCUGACCCCGGGGGAGAGCUCCUGGAGCUGCUGACUGAGGUCAACCGCCGGGUGUGUGAACUGGAGGUACUGGGUCCUGAUGGCCAGAGGCGCCGCAAGGCCUGCCUGGAGAUCCGCAGCUCGCUGAGGCGCCGGCUCUGCUUGCAGGCGCCCCACGCUGGGGCCGUGGGAAUGCAGGAGAUGCGGUCUCGGCUUUCACGCUGGUUGGAGCCCGGGCUGGGACCACAGGACUGGACAGAGCACAGCAGGCUGACCGGUGCUGUGAUGCGGGAAGCGUGGGGGCUGCACAGGGAGCAGUGGGCAGUCUCUGACCCAACGCGCUCGGGAGCCACGUAGGGGAAGAGCUCCCAAAGCGCGGUUUAGGGCCGGAGCCUGCCGGCCUCACCGGGGCUUGAACUCGUGCUACAGUUCGUUAGGGCGGUCCUCGCCGAGCUGCCGGGACUUGUUUGGUUUGCGGGGCCGGGCCCACAGUUCGCAGCCCCACCCACACAGGGCCCGAGGGGCGGAGCUCCUCGCUGGUAGGAGCAUGCGCGUUCUGGUGCACUACACAGGCUCCUGGACCAGCUUUAUGAGAGAAGCUGGGGAAACAUAGUCGGUGGGGCCGCGUGGCCUAAUGGAUAAGGCGUCUGAUUCCGGAUCAGAAGAUUGAGGGUUCGAGUCCCUUCGUGGUCGCUGCAGUGCUUGUUUUUCCUCCCUUGACUUUACAUUUUCUCUUUGUCCGGACUGCACUCUCCGCGGAACCUGGAAAGGUUUGCGCUGUGCCCCACCUCGCGGCGCACCCUGCAGCACCCGGAAAACCGCCGAGCUCCAGAGUUCUAGCACGCGGUGCUGCGGGGCCUGAACGCACCAGCGGUGUCUGCUGACACCCGCAUCGAUUCCGGGAACCUCAAACGAGGUCAAUAUAGUUCAGCCGACCAGAGCUGUUGGAUUGUUGCCGGGAUGAGGUGGGGGGUGGGGGGUUGUGAUGAAAAGUUUUGGAAAUAAUGACGGUUGGAUGAUAUUGUGCAUAUAACUGAUGCCACUGAAUUGUACACUUUUUUUUGAAUUGUACACUUAAAAACGGUUUAAUUGGCCAAUUUAACGUUAAAUAUAUAUAUAUUUUACCACAAUAAAAAUGUUUUAAAAAAUCUAA